UAUUUGAAUGAUUUCUUGAAAUUUCAAGACUUUAGAUUAUGACUUUCAACAAUCAAGAUGAUUAUGUCUAAUUUCAUUAACCUAUCAAUUGUUAAUAAUGGUUACUUCAGAUGAGAUAAAUGCCAAUAUAACAUGGAUGGCUGAUAGAUUUAUGUUAUUUGCAACAAGAUUUUUACUCGGUCUGUUGGUCAAUGUUUCGGCCUCAGAGUCCAAGGACAACUUGUUAACAUCGGCUAUCCACAUCGUUUCAUUAUAUUAUGGCUCAAUAUACAGGUAUACAAAAAAAUCCUUACUUGAUGUUGCAAUUGAAGAGGGACAACCCGAGGCUGUUAAAUGUUUGGUAAACCUUGGUGAGUCUAUUGAUCGAGUUAAUCUACAAGGUAAAAGUCCGCUUCAUUUAGCAGCUUCGCAUGGCCAACUUGAAAUUGUUGAGUUUCUCCUAAGUAAAGGAGCUGAUGCUUCUUGUUUAAGCUUACCAACGAUUGGCGAUGACAAUGAAAAUGAUGGUGUCGAUGAGAAACCUGUGACUUAUAAUCAAACACCUCUUCAUUUAGCUAUCUCCAAUGGGAACAAGUCAGUUGUUGAAUGUUUCAUCAACCAUUUGAACAGCAAUCAAUCAACAAUUGCUGAUGAGUCUUUGGAUCUAGAAUUACCAAGUAAUUUGAAUAUCAAGGACAGUCAAGGAUUGACUCCGCUUUGUUUGGCUAAAAAAUUGAACCAUGAAUCUAUUGAGAGGCUUUUGGAGGAAACAAAUGAUAACAAUGAAGUUCUGAUCAACAAUAGAGUUAAUCAGGUUGAUCAAAUCUGUAUUGCAAGAAAUAUUAAACCUGAGACAUCACCAGAUAUUAGACCGUUAACAGCAUUGAAAUCAAAUUUUACAACCGAGAUGAAGAUUGAUGAAGAAAAGAGUGAACAGCUUGACAGUUCUGAAAGUCUAGAUUCUUGCAAGGAAAAAGAUUCAGAGCAAACUGUACAGCCACCUUCUCUUCCACCGGCACCAGAAAAACUGAUUCAACGACGUGAUCCACUGACUCGACUUCUUAAUCUACAUUUAAUCAUGAAAUCAGAUAAUGAAAUAAGAUAUGAAGGUAAAUUAUCCAAUAGUCCAUCAUCUCCUCCAGUUGGUUAUAUUGCGAAGAGAAAGGUUUCCUUUGUGACUGAAUAUUUUGAGAAGAUUGAAUCUCGACGGGAAUCUCUUUAUCGAACUGAUAGUGGACGAUGGUCAACUCCAGAUACAAAUUCGAUGUCAGAUAAAAAUGGCAACAUUUUUUCAGGAGCUUGUAAAAGUAUCCAGUGUGAAGCAAACAAGGAACAAAUUUCUGAACCUUUGACUAUCCAUGAAGUAGCUAACAAUGGAGCAGUUGAAAUAGUCGCUUUACAUAUUGAUCAGUUAACUUCAGUUGACAUGGCUGACACUGAUGGGAAUACACCUUUGCAUCAUGCAGCUCGAGGUGGACAAGUAGCUGUUGUUAGAUUUUUACUCUCAAAAGGAGCCAAUCUUAAAUGUAAAAAUUCGGAAGGUAGGAAUGCUCUUCAUGUAGCUUGUUUUUCUGGAGAUGAAGAUGUUGUUCGAGAGUUGAUUCUUUUUGGAAUUGACCUCGAAGCAAGGGAUAACGAGAAAAAUACAGCAUUGAUUAUUGCAUCUUCACUGGGCCAUUUGAAGAUAGUUCAAUUGUUGACUUCCAGUGGAGCUCAAGUAAAUGUUAAAAAUUCAAGGAAACAAACUCCACUCCAUAAAGCCUCUUUUAAUGGAUUUGCUGAUGUUGUUGAUCAUUUAAUUGUAAAAGGAGCUCAAACCAAUGUAGUUGAUUCGGAAAAAGAUACUCCUCUCCACCUAGCAGCCCACAAAGGGCACAUAGAAACGGUUCGAAUCCUUCUAGACUAUGGAGCAACUAGCGAUGUUAAAAAUAAACUAAAACGUCAACCUUUUCACGAAGCUGCAUAUAACGGGUCAACUGAAGUAAUGAAUUUACUACUUUCUCGGAAAACUAAUUUGAAUUCAAAAGACAAAAAUGGUGACACGGCUCUCAAUUUAGCGGCAGCAAUGGGCCAUUCAGCAGUUAUUGAGUUGUUAUUGGAGAGAGGAGCCAGAAUCAAUCCAAAGAAAGAUCGAACCACAUCGGCUUUACACAUGGCAGUAAUAAAUGAACACGUUGAUUCUUUAGAGCUUUUGUUAGAAAGAAAAGCCAACAUUGCCGUGAAAGACAAGAACAAUGACACUCCGUUACAUUUUGCGUGUUCCCAAGGAAACACUCGCCUUGUUCAGACUCUUUUAAAUUAUCAGUCUCCUGUGAAUGUUAAAGGAAGCAAUGGAAGGACUCCUCUGCAUUUAGCCGUUCUCAAUGAACAAACUAAAAUGAUUAGUAUGCUACUAGAAAAAGGUGCCGAUAAAACAAUUAAAGACUCUGAUGGUAAAACAGCUCUACAUUAUGCCAAAGUGCGAAGUUAUCAAGAAGCUAUUCAAGAGUUGUCUGGUUAAUAAUCCUGAGGAACUACUUUAUACCAUUUAUUGGUUAUCAUCAUUCAAUCUUCACCCAAACUCAUCACUUUUAUAUUCUCUAAUUAAUUUGAAAAAUUUUUAGUUUCAACUGUCAACAUUAACUCUUAUGACAAUCUUCACAACUGAUUUGUUAAAAUGAUUUGCCAAGAUGCUCAAAUUUUUUAACUUCAACUUUUAAUAUACUCAUUGUGCAAUUUUCAAUUUACGACCGUAGGAUUUCAAUUCUUGGUACCCAAUAACCUGUUUUACUCAGAUCGUUCCUGAUUUGUAUCUACCCAGUGCUUUCAACAACAUCUAUCAUUUUCUGUGUAAAUUCACUUGAUUUAUAACAAGUGACUAUUUUCACUAUCAAUUUCACUCUUUCUCACAAUUUUGUAAUACUUUCCAAGUAUUUUAAUAUUAACAUACUUUUUAUAGCAUCUAUA
Tetranychus urticae (two-spotted spider mite) is the source of this 2925-nucleotide messenger RNA. RefSeq lists its product as uncharacterized. NCBI's taxonomy places the organism in Eukaryota, Metazoa, Arthropoda, Arachnida, Trombidiformes, Tetranychidae. The record is from RefSeq and is a predicted model, not a curated record. Gene Ontology annotation, molecular function: protein binding.